Molecule: messenger RNA, 2335 nt
Organism: Fundulus heteroclitus (mummichog)
Lineage: Eukaryota; Metazoa; Chordata; Actinopteri; Cyprinodontiformes; Fundulidae
Product: zinc finger BED domain-containing protein 1-like
Exons: 3
Coding region: 1120-1977 (285 amino acids)
Molecular function (GO): protein dimerization activity
Source: RefSeq, a predicted model, not a curated record
CCCCUCCCCCGCUGACACCUGUGGAUGCUUUUGCUGACCUGUGGGCCGGCUGAUAACAUCAAGGACAAUGGCCUCUGGGGAGUGUUCACGGAGAUAUAAACACUUCACCCAAACAGUCACACAUAUCUGAUACUCAUAAAUAGGGCUGGGUAAAAAAAUCGAUUUAAUCGAUGUUGGAUCGAUUCCAGUAAAAUUUUACAAAAUCGAUGUGUAGGUAAUGAGAUCGAUUAGUUUUAUAGUGAUGUGAGUGAUGUUGACGUUCAAGAGCGGGCGUGGGCAAAUGCAAAAUGGCCGACGCAAGUAACGCACCGCUCAGCAAGCCCUCCCAACUGAAGUCUGACGUCUGGAACCAUUUUGGAUUUAAAAUAAAGAGGAUGUGCUGGAUAAAACUAAAGUGGUUUGCAAGAUCUGUCAAGCGGAGGUCAGUUAUUGUAGAAACACUACAAAUCUCCGAAAUCACCUGACAAGGUAUCAUGCUAAGCUAACAUCCGACAACAAACCUUCCGGAGCUAAACAAAUGAAAUUGAGGGACUCGCUUGCAUUACCAGCAAAUUCUCCGCGGGCCAUUAAGAUAACAGAGGCCAUCGCAACUUUUGUGUGCAAAGAUUUACGCCCCUACUCGGUAGUGGAAAAUGAAGGCUUCAAGCGGCUCCUUCGUGUGCUCUAACCACACUACGUUAUGGUGCAACGCAAACAUCUGACAGAAACUGUUAUCCCCAUGAUGUACACGCGAGUGAAAGACGACAUCCAAAUGAAAAUGCAAUUAGCAGAGAGAGUCGGCAUAACUUGUGAAACAUGGACAUCGCUGUCAACUUAAUCCUACAUGACGGUGACUUCCCACUACAUCGAUUACGGACAAUGCUGCAAAUAUGAUUCGUGCAGUGGAAAUAACGCAACUGAUGCAUGUCGGCUGCUUCGCGCACACGCUGAACUUAGCCUCACAAGCAGGUCUAAAAAUCCCUGCUGUCACGUCUGCUUGCUCGUGUGAGGCGUAUAGCAGCAUUCUUUCACCGAAGUACAACGGCAAGCUACAUACUGAAAGAAAAACAGAAGCUGCUUCAACUACCAGCGCACAAACUAACACUUGACGUGGUGACAAGAUGGAACAGUGCACUGGACAUGCUGGAGCACUUUUUGGAGCAACAGCCAGCCAUCUCUGCUACUCUCCUUUCUCAAGACGUGCGCAGGAAUGAAAAGGAUUUGUGCACCCUAACAGAGGAAGAUGUAACAACUGCUGAGGAUUUGGUCUGGGUGUUAAAACCGAUGAAAGAAGCUACGUUGGUGAUGUCGGAGGACAAGCAGCCAACUCUUUCCGUCAUCGCCCCACUGCUCGCCCUGCUUCAGGAUGCCUUCACCCCCAGCCUAGAAGACAGCGCUGUAGUCAGGGACUUAAAAGCUGCUGUAAAGAAUAACUUGGGGACAAGAUAUGAUGGACAAAAGGACACCUUGUAUGCAGCAUCCGUGCUGGAUCCUCGCUUUAAGGCCCUUCCAUUCCUGUCUGCUUCAGAUCAAAAUGACACCUUCUCCAGGCUGCAGGCUGAGGCUGCCACUGCUGCACGUGAUCAAGAUGGUGGCAAUGAUACUGAUAAAGAAGCUGAGGAUACUUUGCCCAAGAAGCCAAAGAAAUCCAGCACCUUGGAGUCUCUCCUUGGAACAGUCUAUUCAACAACAGUAAAAGAUCAGGGACUGAAAACUCCAGCAAUAAGGGCUGAAGAUGAAGUUAGAAGAUACAAAGCUGAAAAUCCUGCUGGGCUGAAUGAAAAUCCUUUGAUCUGGUGGAAGUUAAACAAAAGGGAAUAUCCACUGUUGGCUCGCCUUGCAAGGCAUUAUCUUUGUGUCCCAGGGACCAGUAUUGCAUCAGAGAGGGUAUUUUCAACAGCUGGUGACAUUGUCACUGCAAAAAGGAGCUGCCUAAGCACAGAUCAUGUGAAUGAACUUAUUUUUCUCCACAAGAAUCUCACAAUUAAUGAGAAGUGAAAAGAAAGACCAUAAUUUGACUUAGCAGUUCAACUUAUUUUGUAUUUAUUUGCCAGUAUUUUUUGGCCCUUAAAAUAGAAAAUCCCUUGAUGCAAAUUGCAGUGUUUAGUUAAAAAGUAAAUACUUUUAUUUUUACAAAUUUGCACUUUUGAGACAGUUUUGUUUACAAGUCUGCACUUUGCACUUUGUUUAAUGUGAAGUGAAAAAAUAAAAUACAUGUGUAUUUCGCAACACAGUUGAGCCACUUUUAUUAUUGUAAGAGCAGAUCGAAUCGAAUCGAACUUAAUCGAAAUUAAUUGAUUCAUAGAUGUAUGAAUCGAAAUCGAAUCGAUUCAGGACUUUGGUCAAAAUACCCAGC